This is a messenger RNA of Auanema sp. JU1783, 1581 nucleotides long. The record is from the annotation of a GenBank genome assembly. Lineage: Eukaryota; Metazoa; Nematoda; Chromadorea; Rhabditida; Rhabditidae.
AUGUCUACGGGGAGUUUCGCGUCUGUUUCCUCAGAACAGAAUACCAUUCAUUACGCUCAACCCAUGAAACCUUCUUGUGGCUCAGCCAAUACAUCUUUCAAUUCGGAAAAUGGAUCAUUAGGACGAAGUCCGAAAAUACAAUAUCCUACUGUGUCUGUCGUUUCACCAUUAGCUGGAUCAUCUCCAGGUGCUACCAACCAGAGACCAUCGUCAUACUCUGUUACACAGUUACAGUACGAGAAUAUGAGGCAUCGAUGCAAGAUGCUGGAUAUUGAGAAUCAACGACUGAUGAGAAGACAGAAUGAUGUUGUCGAAGAUGCCAAUAGACGUGUUCAGAUGCACAUAAAUGAAAUUCGAAUGAUGAAAGAAGAAAAUAAGAAAGUCGCUCAAUCUAAUAAGGAGCUUCGAGACUUGUGUUGCUUCUUGGAUGAUGACAGACAGAAGGCUCGUCGAUUAGCAAGAGAAUGGCAAAAGUUUGGCAAAUAUACUAGUCACGUCAUGAGACAGGAAAUCCAAAGUUAUCAACAACGUGUUGGAGAACUAGAAACUCGCACCCAACAGAUGAUCAAAGAGAAUGAAGAACUGAGACAGCUUUGCUUAUAUUUGGAUGAGCAACGACAAUACAUGCUCAAUAGACAGCAGGAUGAAGAAGAAAGUGAAGAUCAAGGUUGUGGAAGUAGCGAGCGCAGUAACGAUUCAGACAACUACAAGUCUACAGAGUUAUCAGAUUCAUUACAGUACAACGUUCAGAAGGAACACGCUCUACGAAUGAUAUCUGAACAUAUGCAGACUUCUAAUACAAGUGAUGAGCAGAACGUUAGUCGUACUAAAGACACCGAGAAGUUAUUAAACUAUAUCCAAUCACUUGAAAGUAGAAUAAAGCAUUUGGAAAUGACCAAUACACAAGGAAGGGAUAGAAUGUGGUCAUCUGAAUCGAACAUGGCCUCUGAAUCAGAUGAGAAGACUAUCAUUGAUAAAUGGGAUGAUGAUGUAGCACCUUUACGUGAAGCAGCACGAAUGCUUGUUUCAACAAACAGUACUAUGACUAAUUCCUCAGGAACAACAUACGUAAGCACUGAUACGGAUAUAGAAAGUGCUGUUUACAUUAUGGGCGAAGAAAAUGAUGCUGCAGGAAAUGCUGAAUCAAGAACGUUGAACAAGAUAGACGAAGAAAGAGAACUGGAUAAAUCUGAUGAUGAUGUUGCUGCUGGUUUACCGCCACCAUGUGCUCCACUCAGUGCCAGCACAUUAUCUGUUGGACGGUUAUCCAUGACCAGCGAUGAUGUGAUGAUUGGCUCUUCAUCACCUCUUCUGGAGCAUUGCUUGAGCAAAUCUGCUUCAACAUCUCAUAGUCCAGCAUUGAAAGCCUCCUCUCUUUUCACACAACCUCUGAUGAGAACAACAUCAGAACGCGGAACUCCUCUAUCGGAUGCCGUUAGAAUAAUGAAAAUUCAAAAAACAGCUGACAAAAUGUUAAAAGAAGACCGUCGAACAGAUGAAAAUUCGAUUGUUAAGCACUUCUGUCAAAUGGCAUGGGAUUCGUUGGAUAAGACGAAGCCAAAGGAUACUUCAGCUGUCUAA